AUGGAUAUUGGUCACCCCAUUGCUGAGAACUAUGUUUAUGACAUAGAACAAAAGAUCAUCAUUGAUGUUGACAAGAAAAAGGUUAUCUAUAGGUUCGGCUCUGUGUUUAAAAAGUUCAGGAACAAAUACAGAAAUAAGAUUGUAUCAUCUUACCGUGAAGUGAAUGAUUUAAUGGAUAAUUUUGAGUCUGUUUCCUCACCAUAUGAUCAAUUAGCUUUUAUGAAACCUGGAUAUGCGGUUGGAAUUUCCAGGCCUUUAGAUGGGUAUGCUAAACUUGAACAUGUAUUUAUGUGUGGUGGUUGUGAAUCGUUUUGUCAUACACAAAAACAAACUGUGGAUGGGCAUAUUAAUUCUGGCUGUAAAGAUGCUGCUGGUAAUCCAAUAUGCUUAAAAGUCAGGGCAUAUGGGUUUAGAAUCAAAAGUGCCAAAAUGUACUUCUAUUUAAGAUCAGAUGCUCCUGACCCUACACCAAUUAGUGCUAGAAAUCAAAAUACGGUUCAAGGUCCUGCUAUUGCUGCUGGAGCUGAUGAUCCCAUUGUGUUUCAACCAUUGAAAAAACCAGUUUUUGAUGCAAAUCAUUUCACAACAGAUCUGAGUUUCAGUGAUUUGCUUCUUGUUAAGAGUGGAUUUGGAAUGUUGCUUGAGAACUUGAAAGAGUCGGGUAUAUUGAGUGGGCUGGUGUCAAAACCUUUAUUUUCAAAAGCUCAAACAGUUAUGAUCACCAAGGCUUGUUUAACUCUUAAGGACAACUGGGUAAAAUUUGGUUAUAUACAUACACAGUUACCGUUUUUAACAACCUCUGAUGAUUCAUCAUUUAUCAGAAAUCCAGAUUCAGAUAGAUCAAAAUCAUCACACAUUGAAAGGUUUAUUGUCUUCAUUCGAACUUUUUUAAUUAUGGGGUCCUACGAAGCUUACUCAAAAGAUUUCAGUGAUUCACAAAACGAUAACUUUGAGAUGAUCCACACUGUUUUGGAAAGAAACGAACACAAUGUUGAUGAUCAUGACGUUAAUUUAUUUGCUAAAGCGUUUGCUGACUUUAUUUUUGAAUCAUGUUCAAUGGAGUCAAGCUCCAAACUUUUAAUUGAUGCCCCAUUGGUUCAUACUGCUGGUUAUGUCUCUACUGGUAAUGGUUCACUUGAUGGUCCUGAAUUUGUUGUCAGCGUCAAACCUGAGAGCAGAAUUCAAAUAUAUGAUGCUGUUAGCUUUUUUUACAAAGUUGCCCUUGGAACAGCGUUUAAUGGCUCAGAUCAUGCCUCGUUUGUAAGUCUCGAUAAUUACAUAGCUAAAAGAGAUCAUGUUAGUCGACUUUUAUCUUUUCUAGACGAUCGAAAAAAGGCUAGAACAGUAAGGGAUAAUCUCCAUUCUCAUAGAUCCAUAACUUAUUUGGAUGAAUCUGGUGACAAUAUUCUCAUUGAUAAUGCUGUGUUCAGAAAGGACUAUUUUCCAAAACUAUACCAAGGAGGUAUUGAUAUGUUUAUCAAGAAGCUGAAUGAUUUUGGUGAUGCAUAUAAUCAGCCAUUUCCAGAGAUCAAGAAGGUAACAGAUUAUUUAGAUCAAUUUGCUGAUGCUAGUGAAGAUGUAUUAAACAAUGAUGUUGGUUUUUAUUGUCUGGAUAAUGUUCAACAAAGGUCUGAUUUAAAGAUCACAAGUUGCAGUAAUGAGUUAUCAGCUGCUAUUAAGAAGAACCCAAUGAAAGUUAUAAAACAACUCCAAAAUAUAAUAAACUCCAGUAUAUUCAAUGUCUUACUUUUUGCUGGAUAUGGGAUAUCACGGGGUAGUGAAAUGAGCGAACUGAGUUUUCGAAAUACGCCCGCUGCCCCUAGAGGUAUAUUUUAUAAUGGUAAACUUGCUCUUUCUAGAACCAAAACCACAGAAGUGUUAGAUGCUUUUAGUUCAAUCAUCCGUAUGAUACCAGUUCAAAUCAAAUCAUUGAUUUAUUAUUACUUAUAUGUGGUUAGGGAUCUUGAACUCAAGAUCUCUGAGACCUACCUUAGUGAUGCUUAUAAUGGAUUAGAUGGUGGUUUGUCCUCUGGAGAUGAUGUUACUGGUAUCAAUGACAUAUUAGAUUCACAAGGUGCCAUGAACUUUGAUAAAUCUGCAAAAUUAAAGCCACAUCAAGUACUUAACUUCUUUGUAUUUGCUGAUGGAUUUACCAAAUUUUCUUACAAUAAGGUAUCAUCAUUGUUUAAAACUUACUUAGAUGCUAUUCUAGGCCCAAAUAGAUUAACUUUGACAACUUUUAGACAUGUUGGUAUUCAUUUUCAAAGAGACAUAUUGUACAAAGAUCAUGAAUUAUGUACCAAAAUCAAUUCAAUAACACCUGUGGAAAUGAGCAGUGGUCAUUCGGUUAGAACUGGUGUUGAAGUUUAUGCUCAACAGGAUUCCAUCACAGGACCCAGAACUUUUGAUAAUAGAAUCUUAUCUAUUUUGGGGAAAAAAUGGCAAUUGGUUUUAGAAGGUAAAGCUGAAAUAAUGAAUCAAGAACAUGCUGUUUCACUAGAUGGUGCUAAUCUAAAUUUUACUUCACCAACAACUUUAAAUCUAUGGACUCUCUUGAAACAAUUAUUUGGUUCAAAUUUUGAUUUCUUUGAUCAAAGUCAAGAGACAUCAACAAAGCUUGGAUUAGCUACCAAUGAAAGUUUGUUGCUCAAUAAGCGUACUGGUGCAGGUAAAACGAUUAUGAGCUUAGCACCAUUUCUUACCAAAUCUAUGUUGUUUCACAAGCUAAAGAAUAGAGACAAAAAUUUAGUGAAACCAAUAUUAAUUGUGGUAAUACCCUUUGUUGGUUUGUGCAAUCAAUACCAAAAUCAAUUGAAAGAAUUCAAACCACUUUUGCAUAAUGAUUUUACUUUUGGUGUAUAUAAAGAUGGUGUCAGUGAACAGACUCUAAGAUCAUGGGAUGUUGUGCUGGUACAGCUUGAAAACGGUGCUAGAGAAACAUUUGUUCAGUUCGUACACAAAUAUGAGUCUCCAAGCUUUUACAACGGUAGGUGGUAUCAUAUAGAUCGUAUCAUUUUUGAUGAAAUACACCAAAUUAUAUAUGCUGAUAGUUACCGUCAUCAAAGUAUUGCAAACAUCAAUUCACUAAUCAAAGAUGUGAAUAUCCCUUUAACUUUAUUAUCUGGUUCUUUGCUACAAAGGGAUUUUCCUCAAAUCUUACAAAAGUUAAAUCGUGUAGACAUAAAAACAACUCGAGAAUCUUUAGAUGAUUCAAUCCACCCAUCAAGGCUAAUGAACAUAAUAAAAGAUAAAGAAUGGAUCAGAUCAAAUAUCACAAUUCAUACGAAAUUUUGUGAAAAUAACAAUGAGUUGAAUGAUGUUGUCAAAGAUUUUCAUAAUAAAUUCGCUAACGUUCAUGAAAAGCUAAUUGUUUUUAUGAACAACAAACAUAAAUUAGCAAAUUUAAAAUGUUUAUUAGAUGAUGAGUCGGUAAAUGAGUUUAAUGGAGAAAUGUCACAUGAAGAGAAAAUUAAGGUUCAACAAGAUUUUGGUACAGGUAAAUGCAAAACGUUACUAUCAACUAUUGCUGGUAAUAAUGGUCUUAGUUUCAAUAAUGUCACAAAAAUUAUUAUUAUAGGUAAUAUUGGGAGUAUUGAAUCAAUCCAAGCUCUUGGCCGUGGUGCAAGAUCACCAAAAGAAACAUGUUCAGUUUUGUUUUUGGAUUUAGCAGAAAAUAUCGAGGCAAUAUAUAAAGACUUGGAUGAUCUUCCUAAACAAAUUUAUACAGAUACGGUUUUAUCAAAAAUUGAUUUGUCAUUUUAUAAAAUGAUUUAUGGAUCAGGUAACUCACAAUUAAUUAAAGAUAAUAUCAAUGAAUUCAUUAAUGUACCAGUUAAACCUGGUGAAAUUUGGCAGUUUGGAUUAAAAUUUGUUAAACCAGCUCCUUCCAUACAACAAAACGUUUUUUUUGCUAAUAAAAAACAAAAGAUCAAUCUGGUUCAAUCAAAAUCCAUUAGUUCUGUUACAGCUGCUGCUUCACCUGAUGUUUCAAGGCAAGUUAUCUUAAAACAUAAACCUCGUCCUGCUGCUGCUCCUGUUUUAAUUUCCAAAGAAGACGAUCUUAAAAUUAAAAAAUUUAAAAAAUGGCUUAUUCAACCAAGCACAAUAGAAAAAAUGAAAGUUUUGGAAAUGAAAUCAAACAUAAAGUACCUGGAGGUAGUAAGCUUAAUCAAAGCAAGAGAGUACGAUGUUUCGUGUAAUUCUUGUUCAUCACGUUUUCAUCCUAAAGGUUCAACUUGUAAUUUCCUUGAAGUUUUACCACCCCUAACUGAGGUGAUUUAUAUGUUGAAAGGUCCAGAUACGUGUGUUCGUGUGUUCAAUGAAGGUAGAACCGAAUUGUUUUUGGAUGUUUUCGAUAAACAGUUUGAUGUUAUUAGCAAAACAUUACAAGCCCAUUAUGAUAAUCUCAAAGCGUUUAGGGAAUUAAGAAAAACAUACAUUACCUCUGGUAUUCCAUGGUUCAAGCUUUACAAAGAAAAACAUACAAAUACAAGACUUGGUUCUCGUAUAGCAUGUCUAGAUGAGGAGCCAUUACAGUUUAAUAGUUUAUUUUUCCAAGCUUUUAUGGAUAAGGUAAAGGUAAUAAUGAGUUACUACACUAAACAGGGUAUGUUUGGAAAGCAUCAAAUUUGCUAUGAGUGUGGUUUUAUUGAAAAGUAUGAGAUAGAAUCUGGUUACAAAGAGUGCUCAGAGUAUCCAGAAGGUCCAACUCAUCACAAAAGAAUUUAUGCUUUAUAUAUGCAUUUUAUCCAGAAGCACAACCAAACUACCAUUUUGAAGUCUUGUUUUAAUCAAGAAAUCUUUAAGAAACAUCUGAGUGAUAUUGAGUCAAACAUGAAGUUAGGUCCUGUGUUCUUCAUAUACGCCAUGUUGAAACCAUUUAUUGUUCAAAAAGAGUGUCCCCAAAAGAAUGAUCAAUUAAAAGCUGUUCCAUUUUACAUGAUUUUAGUUAUUGAAUUGGUGAACAAAAGAAAGAACUUCUUGUUUUAA
Messenger RNA from Hansenula ciferrii, 4989 nucleotides. Its product is annotated as ATP-dependent RNA helicase. The transcript has 2 exons. Lineage: Eukaryota; Fungi; Ascomycota; Saccharomycetes; Phaffomycetales; Wickerhamomycetaceae. Gene Ontology annotation, molecular function: nucleic acid binding; ATP binding. The record is from RefSeq and is a predicted model, not a curated record. The coding region runs from base 1 to 4989 and encodes 1662 amino acids.